Messenger RNA from Orcinus orca (killer whale), 6616 nucleotides. It is a transcript of the gene CEMIP2, whose product is annotated as cell migration inducing hyaluronidase 2. Bases 527 to 4768 code for a protein of 1413 amino acids. The record is from RefSeq and is a predicted model, not a curated record. Lineage: Eukaryota; Metazoa; Chordata; Mammalia; Artiodactyla; Delphinidae. The transcript has 25 exons.
CCGCAGAGCCGGGUUGCUUGUCUGGGCGGCGGAGGCUGAGCGCGACCCAAGCGAGCCGCGGCGCCCGCCGACCAGGGACAGGCGGGACUCCCGGAACCCCGCUUUGCCCCGCGCGGCUGCCCCCCACUUCACUGUCGCGCGGACGCUUCGGCCCGAGCCGCCUGGGCCACGAUUCUCCUCCUCUUCCUCCCGGAGGGGAAGGAACGGAGACGGCGGAGUAGCUGCUCCGGAGAGAGCAAGCUGAGGCCCUUGCCCCUGAGGCUCGGGACUGGAGGAGGAGGAGGCGGAGGCGGAGGGAAGUGCGCGUCAUUCCCGGGAGGAGAGUGUUUCACCUCCUGGCAGAGGCUGCGGCUGCCAGUUGCGUAAAAGCGGCAGCGGCGGCAGGCCGGGGCUGGAGGGGCUCCCUGGCCAUGGAGGGAAGAUCCAGACCCUGGGACGCCAGGAGCUCGGCUCUGUGUCUUUGGACUGCUGUGUAGGCACCUGAAUUAGCCGACGCUAAGCGGGGGAGGGGAAGUGACAGUAUAUCAUGCAUGCCACUAACUCCAGGGGCCACUCCCCUGCUUUCCUGCAACCUCAGAAUGGAAACAGCCAUCGUUCAUCUGGCUAUGUUCCAGGGAAGGUUGUCCCACUGCGUCCCCCUCCUCCUCCAAAGAGCCAAGCUUCAGCCAAAUUUACCUCUACCAGACCGGAAGCCCGGGCCACCUUUGCUUUCUCAUCUGAGGAACAACAAGCCCAGAGAGAAAGCCGAAAGCAGAAGAGGCACAAAAAUACUUUCAUUUGCUUUGCUAUUACUAGUUUUUCAUUUUUUGUUGCACUUGCAGUCAUUUUAGGAAUAUCCUCAAAAUAUGCUCCAGAUGAGAAUUGCCCAGAUCAAAACCCUCGUCUCAGGAACUGGGAUCCAGGACAAGAUUCUGCAAAACAAGUUGUUAUCAAGGAGGGAGAUAUGUUCCGCCUGACCUCAGAUGCCACGGUGAACUCUAUAGUCAUUAAGGAUGGAGGACUGCUUGUAUUUGGGGACGAUAAAGAUGGAUCCAGAAAUAUUACUUUGCGGACUCGUUACAUCCUGAUCAAGGAUGGUGGGGCGCUUCAUAUUGGAGCAGAAAAUUGCCGCUAUAAAUCCAAAGCGACAAUUGCCUUGUAUGGCAAGUCAGAUGAAGGUGAAAGUAUGCCAACAUUUGGCAAAAAAUUUAUUGGUGUGGAAGCCGGCGGGACACUGGAAUUACAUGGGGCACAGAAGGCAUCGUGGACGCUGUUGGUGAGAACUCUGAAUUCCUCAGGCUUGACCUUUGGCUCCCAUGCCUUUGAAAAGGACUUUUCCAGGGGCCUCAAUGUGAGGGUCAUUGACCAAGACACAGCCAAAAUUUUGGAAAUCGAGAGGUUUGAUACCCACGAAUACCACAAUGAAAGUAGGCGACUUCAGAAAUUCCUGAGAGACCAGGAUCCAGGACGGAUUGUUGCCAUAGCUGUUGGAGAUUCAGCAGUCAAAAGCCUCUUACAAGGAACCAUACAAAUGAUCCAGGACCGGCUGGGAAGUAAGCUGAUCCAAGGACUGGGCUACAGGCAAGCUUGGGCUUUGGUUGGUGUCAUUGAUGGUGGAAGUACUUCUUGCAAUGAAUCUGUGAGAAACUAUGAGAAUCAUAGUAGUGGAGGAAAGGCUCUUGCCCAAAGAGAAUUUUAUACUGUGGAUGGUCAGAAGUUCUCUGUGACAGCGUAUAGUGAAUGGAUUGAAGGUGUUUCUCUUUCAGGUUUCCGGGUAGAGGUCGUGGAUGGAGUGAAACUUCAUCUGCUGGAUGACGUUAGUAGCUGGAAACCCGGAGAUCAGAUUGUGGUCGCAAGCACGGACUAUUCCAUGUACCAAGCAGAGGAGUUCACUCUUCUCCCCUGUCCCAAGUGCAACCGCUUCCAGGUCAAAGUCAAAGAAACGCCUCAGUUCCUGCACAUGGGUGAGAUUAUAGAUGGUGUAGACAUGAGAGCUGAGGUUGGAAUUCUUACCCAGAAUAUCGUAAUCCGAGGAGAAAUGGAAGACUCGUGCUACGCUGAAAACCAGUGCCAAUUCUUUGAUUAUGAUACCUUUGGGGGACAUGUCAUGAUAAAGAAAAAUUUUACUUCAGUCCAUCUUUCUCAUGUGGAAUUGAAACACAUGGGUCAGCAGCACCUGGGGCGGUAUCCUGUUCAUUUUCACCUGUGUGGAGACGUGGAUUAUAAAGGAGGGUACAGACAUGCAACGUUUGUGGACGGCCUAUCUAUUCAUCACAGCUUCUCAAGGUGCAUCACUGUGCAUGGGACAAAUGGCUUGCUGAUAAAAGACACCAUCGGAUUUGACACACUAGGUCAUUGUUUCUUUUUGGAAGAUGGUAUUGAACAGAGAAACACUUUGUUCCACAAUCUGGGACUCCUCACCAAACCAGGCACCCUACUUCCCACUGAUAGGAAUAACUCCAUGUGUACCACCAUGCGGGAAAAAGUGUUUGGAAAUUACAUCCCUGUGCCUGCCACUGACUGUAUGGCUGUUUCAACUUUCUGGAUUGCUCAUCCCAACAAUAAUCUGAUUAAUAAUGCAGCUGCAGGCUCACAGGAUGCUGGAAUAUGGUAUUUAUUCCACAAGGAACCUACGGGGGAAUCCAGUGGAUUGCAGCUCUUAGCAAAACCAGAACUCACUCCAUUGGGAAUAUUUUAUAACAACAGGGUCCAUUCAAGUUUUAAGGCUGGCUUAUUUAUUGACAAAGGUGUCAAAACAACCAAUGCUAGUGCUGCUGACCCAAGGGAGUACCUCUGUUUGGAUAACAGUGCAAGGUUUCGGCCUCAUCAGGAUGCAGACCCUGAAAAGCCACGUGUUGCUGCUUUAAUUGACAGGCUCAUUGCUUUUAAAAAUAAUGAUAACGGAGCUUGGGUCAGAGGAGGAGACAUUGUCGUUCAGAAUUCAGCAUUUGCAGAUAAUGGAAUAGGACUGACCUUUGCCAGUGACGGAAGCUUCCCAAGUGAUGAAGGUUCCAGCCAAGAGGUAUCUGAAUCUCUCUUUAUUGGGGAGAGCAGGAAUUACGGAUUUCAGGGUGGUCAGAACAAGUAUGUAGGCACUGGAGGAAUAGACCAGAAGCCUCGGACGUUACCCAGGAACAGGACAUUCCCAAUUAGAGGCUUUCAGAUCUAUGAUGGGCCCAUUCAUGUCACCAGGUGCACUUUCAAACAAUAUGUGCCAACUCCAGAUAGGCAUACCAGUGCUAUUGGCUUCCUCAUGAAGAAUUCUUGGCAGAUAACCCCCAGGAAUAACAUCUCCCUUGUGAAGUUUGGUCCACAUGUGUCUCUCAAUGUCUUCUUUGGAAAGCCUGGUCCCUGGUUUGAAGAUUGUGAGCUAGAUGGUGAUAAGAACUCCAUAUUCCAUGACAUUGAUGGCUCUGUGACAGGAUACAAGGAUGUUUACGUGGGAAGAAUUGACAACUACCUGAUCCGCCAUCCAAGCUGUGUAAAUGUUACCAAAUGGAAUGCAGUGGUGUGCAGUGGGAACUAUGCCCAGGUCUAUGUGCAGACAUGGAGCACUCAGAAUCUGACUAUGACCAUCACACGAGAUGAGUAUCCAGCCUACCCUAUGGUGCUCCGGGGAAUUAACCAGAAGGCAACCUUUCCACAGUACCAGCCUGUGAUCAUGCUGGAGAAGGGCUACACCAUCCAUUGGAAUGGGCCAGCACCGAAGACUGCUUUUCUAUACCUCAUAAACUUCAACAAGAAUGACUGGAUUCGAGUUGGGCUCUGCUAUCCGUCAAACACAAGUUUUCAGGUUACCUUUGGCUUUCUUCAGCGGCAUAAUGGCUCAUUAUCCAAAAUGGAAGAGUAUGAGCCCUUGCAUUCGCUGGAGGAAUUGCAGAGGAAACAGUCUGAGAGGAAAUUCUAUUUUGACUCCAGCACGGGGUUGCUGUUUUUGUAUCUAAAAGCCAAAAGCCACAGGGAUGGUCACAGUUACUGUUCAUCUCAGGGAUGCGAAAGAGUCAAGAUCCAGGCAGCAACAGACUCCAAAGACAUCAGUAACUGCAUGGCCAAAGCGUAUCCCCAGUAUUACAGAAAGCCAUCAGCACUCAAGCCGAUGCCAUCCAUGCUCAAGGGACGCUGUCAAGGCUGCGGAACCCGUCAGGUGGUGUUUACAAGUGAUCCUCAUAAAAGCUACCUCCCUGUGCAAUUCCAGUCACCCAGUCAAGCAGAGACUCAGCGUGGAGACCUGUCUGUUAUUUCUUUUGUUAGCUCAACAUCUCAAUGCAGUCAGCUGUAUGAGGAACCCAUCCCAGCCUACUUGCGUGGAAUCUGGUGGGUGUCAGUUGCAAAGAUCAACGGCACUGACUUUACCUUCCGAAGUGAGGGCGUCUUCCUCCUGGUUGUGGAUGCCUGCAGUGUUCCCUUCCGGUUGAUGGAGAAAAAGGUUUUCUCUUUUGCUGAUGUCAGUCUCAUGGAAGAGUAUUUAAAAACAAGCAUCCCUCCAAGGUCAAUUGUCCUGUUGAGCACAAGAGGAGAGAUAAAGCAGUUGAAUAUUUCAGAUUCGUUAGUAUCUCUGGGAUUAGCCAAACCAGCCAAUCUUUAUAACAAAGGGAGUACCAUAUUUUUGGGAUUCAGUGGAAACUUCAAACCAUCAUGGACUAAGCUGUUUACUAGUCCUGCUAGAGAGGGCCUUGGGCUGCUUGAACAAUUCGUACCUUUGCAGCUGGACGGAUAUGGUUGUCCCAGAGCUGGCACGGUCCGCCGAAGAGACUUGGAGCUGUUGAAGCAAACUUCAAAAGCACAUUAGAGACUAACUGUAACUUAGCUGGGGGAAAAAAUGUGAACUAACUUAUUUAAUUUAUGGCAUUUUAAAAUGACACUGUUAACCCAACGGAACUAUUUUCCUGUUUGAUACAGAAAGGGGAGAAAAGAAAGAAUUUAAAGUGAUUGCUUGAAUAUGGGCUCACGCACCUUCUAGUUGUACAAAAUGUUAAAGAAUUUAUUUGUAUUUGUUAGGCUGGUAUAUUUCAGAGAUCAGUUCUCUUAUUCCUCACCUCCCACUCCUGUGUUUUGUAGUGACCAUAAGCAGUGCUUCACCUUUUGUACAAUGGGAUGUCUUGGGGGAGGGAGGGGGCUUCUGAGAGUCAGCCUGAGUCCUUGAGAGGACCAGCUCUUGUAGCACCUUGGAUACUUGAAGUCUAAUGCUCAGUUGUGUUGUUGACUUUGGGUCAGCAGUUGACCUGCGUGGCUGGCAUGUUCAGGAAUGCCUUGGGCCCUGGUUCCAGGCAGCCUUUGAGGAUUUGGUAUGAUACUGAAUGGUAGAGUUUUAAGUGGCAACUCAGGCCCAGCUCAUGCCCUUUUUUGCCUGGACAUGUGCUAUUUUUAUUCAUUUGUAUAUGAUUCCUUCUAAGGGUUCAACUUUCAAACAAGAAGUAUGGAAUAUAUUGGGACAAAGGGCUUUUAGGAGUUAGACAUCCCUUUAAUCUGUGACCAUUGGGAAAAAAUUUGACCUGCACCAUGGUCUGAUGUUGGUGGGGCCAUUUUUGCAGCUUUAAUCUUUAGCCUGUUUUGACUGUAUAUUUGUAUUUAAAAUGCAGAGCUGAGCUAAAUAUUUACAUUUUUUUAAAAAAGAAGCAGGCCAUUUUCCUGAACUAUAAACUUGGGUCAUUUCAACUUGCACAAAGGAAGUCUGUUCUUGGAGUUUCUCCUGCACCCAGUUUUUUUUUGUGUGUGUGUGUGUGGAUUUUUUUUUAAGCCUUACUGCUCACCAACCUGGCAGGACAAUUGCAGAAACCUUAAUGAUACCCACAAAAUAUUGUACUCAGGGGGAGAAAAAAAGGAGAGCCUUUUAAGGGCCAGAAUCAUGGAGGGAAUAUUCAGAAACCUUUUUUUAGCCUUAGAGGAAUCCGUUACUCUUAACUAAAUUGUUAGAGCCAAUUAAAAAAAGACACUGUGAUGCCAUAUUUUUCUUCCCCCUAGGUGCAUGCAUCUCCUGCCAGUGAGCACUGCAUGUGGCAAAAAGAUUGCUGCCACAGCCUGGGAUGUCACCACACCAAGAGGAAAGAAGCAUUGUAAUGCCUUUACCUUUUCCUAAACCCACAAUGCAUGAAGUGUAGUGGAGGGAUGGCCAUGGCAAGACGGGAGGGAGUAUGUUCAGGUUGACUUUGGCAGUGAGUACAGACAAAUUCACUUUUCUCUACCAAGAGCAAUGGCUGAUGGCCUGUCCUUUUCUGUCCAAGAGAAACUGCAGAGCAGCUCUGUGACUUCUAUUACUUUAUAAAAUAUGCUACCUCAAAGUGCUACCGAUAAACCUUUCUAACUGUAAGUGCUCUUGCUAAGGGCACAUGUCUUAAAGUUUAGGUUUUGGGGUGUUUUUUUUUUUGUAUAUCGAUGAAUGAAAUCUCCUAUUAAAUAUAUUAUUGGAUCAUCGUUCCUCAAGGUGAUUAAAGUUUGUGUGUGUGUGUGUGUGUGUGUGUGUGUGUGUGUGUGUGUGUUUUAUGACCAAUAUCUUUUAUGUGUGAUUUUUAGAGUUUGGCUCUUUAAAGAUUUGGAGAGGAUAUGUACGUUCUAAGGCACUCAGUUUUUCUGCUUUAUAUGCUAAUGAUCAGGGCCUAAGUAAAAUAAAUAAAAAUAUGCGUGCAUGUAUAUUUUUUUA